AAGAAAUCUCAGGAUGGUGCUACCCGAGCGACGGGUGGGUCCCACCGGGAAUUCCCGGAACAAUGCCUGCUCGACCUUUUCCUUUCUUUUGAUCUCUUUUCUAGGUAGCAUGAGGAGGAUGGGAUGGAGAUGUGUCGCCUACCACCACGGUGAUGACGGUGGCGAUGGCGACGCUGGUGGUUGUAUGCGUUGCCUCGGCUCCAUUGUCGUCGUCUCCUUUGCCCGCUGUGGGACCGAGGCGGAUGAGGACGUCGCGGCCCAGGAGCCAUGUGCUGCGUGCGGAUAAAGCUGGACUUCCAUACGCCCAAGCUUUUGCGCUGGCAGACAAAACGACGGGUCGCUUCUCCGGCCAGGUUGCACCAACAAGUUUGGCUCUCUCAUCAAGAUGGCAAUGUGAUGGUGUAGCACUCGGCCACGUCUCUCGUGUAUUAUUAUCAUUACGCACACCGAGAGGGACCCUGUGGACGUGGACGAGCAGGAGACGUAGAAUUCUAUGGAUGAGGAUCGAGGAGGAUCUUGUCACCCACAGUUUGAUGAUGGGUUUCUGUAUCGGUUCUCAGCUUCCUCGAGGGUUGCUUCAAAAUUACGAUGAGAGCUUGGUAGAGCGAUUCUCUCUGCGACCAAUUUGGCAUCCGGCCAUUUCAAUAACGCAUGAAUUGCAUAUAGUCAUCAGAUGUACGUAACUUUACGUUUGCAAGCGAUCUGACGUUAUCCGAGUGAUAAAAACAACAAUAUUUUAAUUUUUCGUAUUAGAGCAAUUUAGAACCUUUCUCCUGCGCUUGAACUUUUCCCUACGUUUUCGAUCGAUUGGAACUCCGAGAUGCGGGAUGGCAGCCGAAGGCCUCUUCGAGACGUUCUCGCGGGGCCACCUCUGCUUCCUCGAUUCCCGUAGCUUCCAGAGAAAGGUCGUUGAUCGAUCCGAUCGAUCCAUUCCUCUGCGCUUGCGGCACGCUCGUAGCCGAGUUCUUGGCGUCUAUUUGGGUUACAAGUUGGAGACGUUCGAUGUCCUAGGGUUUCAAGAAUCGCGAGAUCGACGGCCUUCUGCAGGGAUCUCGGGGCCGUGAAAGAUGAUCUUGCCUUGAGGUGAGUGCUCCCUUUUGUAAUCUUUAUGCUCGAUGAUGGAGAGCGGCAUUUUCUUCUCCCUCGUGAACAUGGAAAGUUGUGCUGCUUGGGAAAACGAUCGCCCGUCGGUGGGACAGCUCAAGUUGCCGAAACCGACAAUGGAAGAAAUUGCCCCAACGAUCAUGCAUCUUUUAGCAAACCUGGUCAAGGACCACAGAGAGCGUCCUUUAUGUGCACGAUUGCUCCCUGUAGCUCCAGGUGGUAGUAAGCAUCCUCGCCGAGGCGAAGGGAAUCAACGGAUCUCCAGACCGAGACUGAUAGGAUCAUCUAGGGAAUCCAGUUCUGCCCGGUCAAGCUGAUCUUGGGUGAAUAAGUGCAACAGAACGGGUGGCCGAUACUGAAAGCCACCUGUGACCAAAGCUCAUUUCGUUGAAGCCUCACCGGUGGUGGCCGCUGAAUACAGUGGGAUGUCAUGGAGGAGCCCGAGGAAUUCGCUGGUCAUAUUCUAUUCGGUGAAGAGGACCAUUAUAUGUUAUUUAAACGCAUACUGAAAAUUAAAGUUGGUACAGGAGUGAAGCCCAUGAAAUGCCCUUAGCAUUAUACUUCCAAAUUGGUGCCCUCUGAUGUGAGCUCUAAGGUCUUCGCUGGUUGCUGAGAAGAUUGGCAAUGUGGGUUAUUGCCUUAAUUGGAGUGUUUGAGUGAAGAUCCAUGGGGAGGAGGAGUUUUGUUCGUUUGAUGAGUAUAAUUAGCACGCUACAAUUUGGACUACUGUCCAUCUUCGUUCGGAAUGUGGCUUCCACUCUGAGAGCUCCUAGGAUUACUGCUGCCCGUUCCAGAAAGUGCAAGCUGCAUCAGGACAAGGGAAGAUGAGUGCAUGUAUCAAUAAUGAGGAAACAAUAUUUCAGUUGGAUGAAACAGGUAUGGCAGGUGACAUAUGGAUUUUGGCAUUAUGUGAUUUUCCAAGCUCGUACUCAGCUAAUGAGAUAAUAAGGGAGCAUGAGUUUCUUCAGGACAGGUUACCUCGAAAGCAUUUUAAAGAAAGGAAAACAAAAUUACUAAUCCUUACAGCUCAAUGCUUGUUGAGAACUGGUCCACAGAUUACUACAUUCUGCGAGGAUUUCUGCAUGAAAAGAAGCUUGAGUCUUAUAAGAUAGCAUUUUCCUUACCACACAAAAGGGCACAUUCUGGCUUGCACAAAGUGAAAAUGUGAGGAGCUAGAUACUCCACGUACCGAAAGGGUGACUUUAUUCUAUCUGAUCUCCUCUACAGAAGAAAACAGUGAUUCACUAAUAUGCAGUCGUGUCAAAAGUGACAAUCUGUUCUGAGCUCAUGUUGGAUAGAAUCUAGGCACUUUCUCAUCUGGUUCUUCCAUCCAACCAGGAUAGAACUGUCUUCAGCUCUUGUGGUUCUGUCUACACUACGCGAGAUGUUUGACAGUUCAUCUCAUGACUCACGGGUUACAAGCUGAUCUACCUCUUCAACGAUACAGUUGCUUUUAGAUCAUAUAAAGAUACGAGAGCAACAUUCUGUUCUGCACUAUUGUUGGAUAGAAUCUAGGUGCUUUUUCAUCUGGUUCUUCCAUCUAACCAGGAAAGAAUUGCCUCUGGUUUUCAGCUAUUGUGGUUUCUGUCUACUCUACGAGAGAUGUUUGACAGUUCAUCUUAUUUCUCAUGGAUUACAAGCCAAUCUACCUCUUCAACAUGAUACGGUUGCUUUUGUGAUGAUCAUAUAAAGACAUGAGAGCAAGAUGGGACAAAUUGUGUUGGCCCAAAGAAUGGUAGAAUUGUUGCCCUUUUGAUUGUUUCCCCCUGUUGUUUUCUGCACUUGUAGUGCCUUCCUGCUGCAUCUGGUUUCCAAUACUGUAUUGCAUUCAUGUGUUUUUAAGACAAACAUUACUCUUAUCGAUUUUGUUUUUAUGAAAACCUUUAUGUAAACCAUAUGCUACAAUUCAUAGAUUGUUAGAUUUAUGGAUUAAUUUCCUCUUUUCAUCUAAUUUUGCUGAUGCUUGAAAUUUGAUACCAGGUGAGGCCUUAUUUUUGCUUGCUUAUACUAUCUAUGUGUUCGAUGACAUCAAGUUGUCUGCAAAGAGAAAUGGUUGAGAAGCAUGUAAUAUGUUUCCUAAGUUGAAAAAAAGGUCAAGAUGUAAUAUAAUUUUUUUUUUUUA
Musa acuminata AAA Group (dessert banana) is the source of this 3226-nucleotide messenger RNA. RefSeq lists its product as uncharacterized. The transcript has 4 exons. Bases 1929 to 2216 code for a protein of 95 amino acids. NCBI's taxonomy places the organism in Eukaryota, Viridiplantae, Streptophyta, Magnoliopsida, Zingiberales, Musaceae. The record is from RefSeq and is a predicted model, not a curated record.